This is a messenger RNA of Mercenaria mercenaria, 3129 nucleotides long. RefSeq names its product BTB/POZ domain-containing protein 6-B-like. Gene Ontology annotation, cellular component: cytosol. Gene Ontology annotation, molecular function: protein binding. Bases 174 to 1655 code for a protein of 493 amino acids. The record is from RefSeq and is a predicted model, not a curated record. Gene Ontology annotation, biological process: neurogenesis. Lineage: Eukaryota; Metazoa; Mollusca; Bivalvia; Venerida; Veneridae. The transcript has 3 exons.
GCGUAUGUGUAAACCAAAAAUAGCAUAUGACGCGAAAGGUAAACAAUGAAUACACGUGUAAGGAAUGUUUACAAACCUGAGCGGAGGUAAUGCGCAAAAACAGAGUAGUUACUCACUUAGCAUGGAAUAAAAGGCUUUGAUCAUCGCUUGAAAGGGAUUUCUUUAAAGUAAACAUGGAUGUUGAUGACUGGCGGGCAGGGAAGAACGAACUGCCGGACCGCUACAUGCACAUGUUCGAAAACCAGAUAGGGUGCGACGUGACGUUCUCUUUAGGAGAAGACAAGAAGAUAGCCGCCCAUAAGUUUAUCCUUAUAAGCAGAAGUGCCGUGUUCGAGACCAUGUUCUGUGGAUCCCUUGCCGAGAAAACUACCAAGGUUAUAAAGAUUCCAGACAUUGAGGUUGAGAUAUUUAUGGCGUUCCUGAAGUUCAUGUACAUGUCAGAGAUAGAUCUCAAUGAUCAGAAUACCCUACCAAUCUUAUACGUGGCCCGGAAGUACUGUGUCGAGGAUUUGGUGAAGAUCUGCGCGGAUGUUUUACGUGCGAAAAUGACGCCGGAAACAGUUUGUGAAAUUUUGGAGCAAGCCCACACUUACGACAUAAACGACCUGAAGAAUAUGUGUUUGCAGUUCAUAUUUGAGAACGGAAACUCCGUUCUUAUGUCUGCUGGUUUUAAAGAAUUGUGUUUCGACUGUGUGCAGCAGAUAAUCAAAUCGAACGACCUGUUUGUGGAGGAAAGUGAUGUCUACAUGGCUCUCACUUCCUGGGCAACUAAAGAAUGCGCCCGAAGAAACCUUGAGACACACGGGACCAACAAACGUGCUGUUCUCGGUAGUCUGCUUUUCAAAGUACGGUUUCCAACAAUGGACCGCAUUUUUUUCACUGAUGUUGUGUCAGCAGACGACAUUCUAACAGACUCCGAGAAGAUCGCAUUGUUUCAGCACAUGUUUGGGUCAUUUAGCAAGCAAGAUCUCGUAUUUCCUGACGUGAAACGAGAAGCACGACUUAUCAAGUGCAUGCGGUUUCCGAAGAAUGAACACGGUGGCAUAUGCUGUGAACCUGGCUUCAAGAACUCGAACUUCGGCAUUGACGUACGUUCGUCAGAAGACAUAAUGUUACAAGGACUGAUUCUAUUUGGUGCAUGCUCUAGUUCCACCGGGUCUAACCAGUCAGAUUCCGUUUUCAAAGGAAUGUCUCCUGCUAACCCAGUAGAAGACCAGCAUGUGAAAAUUGUCAUUUCCGGUGUUCCACAGCACCAGUCAGAAACGCUGACGUUUGAAUACGACAACGUCGAUGUCCCGUUACAAGAAGUAUACCACCUGUUCCUUAAGGAACCGGUACUGCUGAAGAAAUGUCGCUUGUAUGCAAUCCAGGUCAAACUGGAUUUGUUUCUUCCAUAUCAGACAUACAGCGGAGUAAAUGGGCUUUCAGAGGUCGACAGCGGAUCAAUCAGAUUCAACUUCCAUACCCACCAGUCUUUGAUAGCUACGACAGUAGAAAAAGGUCAAAUAGCCGGACUACUUUUCUGUAAGGUUCCGGACCCAGAGCGCAAUGAAACUUCACUGUCUCCACGUGGCUCGCCGGUGAAACGGGACAUGAGAGAAGAUUUUCGCUCUUGUUUUACCAAGAAGGAACUUUUUCCAUCAAGCUCUUAUUAGACCAGGAAUCUAGAAUUUCGCAGAAGUAGUCACGAGUUCAUCAGUGUGAUAGUAAAUCAGAUAAUUCGUACACACGUGCGUAUAAUAUGUAUUGAAGGCUUUUUGUGUAAAAUUGCAUUUACCGCUUUUUAAUAUUUUGUAUAUACAUAUAUAUCAUAAUACAAAACUGAAAGACAGAUUAAUUAGUACUAGUGCAUAUAAUAAUCAGAAUCUAUCCCAAGCUUUUUGAUGCUGCUGUAUUAUGUAUCACCAUUGGAUUCAUAUCUACUUCUGAGUGCCUAUUUAUGAAAGACAAAAUGACAUUUUUCGGAAGGGAGACAUUAAUGUAACGUGCAUGAAUGUGGACAUAUUCAAGAGUUACUUCUCUUCCAUAUGUUUUGUAUAUAAGCAGAUGAUAAUACCAUUCGUUAUGUUUGUUAACCGUCUAUAAACACUUAAGAUGCUAUAUAGUAUUAUUUUCCUCACUAUGUGGGGCCAUAUUUAUUUCUGUCAGGGCGUCCGUUCCGUCCUUUUGCCCGUCACAAUAUCGUUACCGCUGUACGUUGAUAUCAGUUAUCAGGUAGUCACUACUUUAAGCCUUCUCCAUUAUCUUCUUAGCCUCUGAAUGGUUUUCAGAUGAAAUGGUCAAUAAUGUUAACACGAAAUGAAAAGAACAACUUUCGGCCACUUUAUUUUCAUUCUCAUCCAUCAGAUGUUCGUCAAAAUCCCGAGACCGGGGAACCACGGUAGACCUCUGGUAUGCGAGAAUGCUUUAUUUUAAGAUCAAAGUCAAACACUACAGAUACGUCAAAGGUCAAAUAAAUCGAACAGUUGCUCAAUAUUUUGUAAAAUCUUUAAAGAUAUUUUUUGUUUCUUGGCUGAACUGUGAGACGUGCAGAAUGCAGCUUUUGGUCAAGGUCAGUGUCACAAAGGCUAUUUCCAUGUCUGCGAAGUAUAUUAAGCUCCUAAAAUGUUUAAAAAUGAGAUCAAAGGUCAGUUGUGUUUAACCAGUUAAAUCAGUAUUAUCGGUAUUACCAGGCACUUACUGUAAACAUGCGAAGACACCUUAAAGUUAUGUCAGUUUAAGGUCAAGGUCAUCUGUUCGUGCUUUAGCCAGAUAUUGUGUGUAAAUUCACCCGUCCAUUUAGUGUACUAUAGGGAGACAUUUGCUUCUUUUCUAGAAGAAUCUGGUCUGAGUGUGUUAACUGCUUCAUCCAUUGUAUGUACAUCUCCCGUCAGUUUUAUUUUUCAUAUAAUCAAAAUUAGUACUUGAUUAGAGGCCGUCUUCAGCAGUUCUUUUUCAUCCGAAAACGGCCGCAAGAUUUUCAUAUGUAGAUUUCCUCAUAAUUACUCUAAAGUUUAUGGAGCUAUUUCAUGUUAUUUGUGAUAUGUCUUGUAAUAGAUAUCAUUUCUUCCCUGUUGUUAGAAGCGCCGUUUAUUGCUUAUAUCUUUAUCAGCGAUUUUAUUGCAUUACAAUAAAUACAUCGUACCAAAG